CUUAACUAUUAGCUUUCAAUUCUACCAUCACCAGCACUGUUCACUUAAAAUGCCGCUGGAAGCGACGAUGAUGAUUAUCGACAAUUCCGAGUACAUGCGGAAUGGAGACUAUACUCCUACUCGUUUUGAUGCCCAGGCUGACGCCGUCAACACCGUCUUUCAGACGAAGAUCGACUCAAAUCCAGAAAAUACAGUCGGUGUCAUGACUAUGGCUGGGAAGGGCCCUGAAGUACUUGUAACCCACAGCAAGGACCUCGGUCAGAUCCUUCAAGCAAUUCACACCACCUCAUCCAAAAUUGGAGGCUCAAUAGACAUACCCACCGCUAUCGCGAUUGCCCAGCUUGCCUUGAAACACAGAGAAAACAAGAACCUCCGACAGCGUAUUAUCGUCUUUGUCGGAUCACCGCUGGAGGGCCAGGCUGCAGACGAAAAGGCCAUGAUCAAACUCGCAAAGAAGCUGAAGAAAAAUAACGUUGCUCUUGACGUCGUAUCCUUUGGUGAUGGGAUCGAGGAGCCAGGUGAAGAAGGGAAGACGAUCCUUAGGUCAUUCGUCGAUAACACUAGUAGUGGUGACAACUCGCAUAUCGUUACAGUAGCUCCAGGAAUGCGCCUCAUUUCCGACGCUCUCAUUUCAUCGCCUAUUCUUUCCGCGGAUCGUUUGAGCAGCAUACCUGAUGAACUCAUGGAAGGCGCAGAUGCGCCUUCAGCAUCAGGCUCAGGUGCUGUCAAUGAUUUUGAGUUCGGUGUUGACCCGAGUCUAGAUCCUGAGCUGGCUAUGGCGCUUCGCAUGUCGAUGCAGGAAGCUCAAGCACGAGAGGCAGCGGAGGCAGCGGCAUCUUCUACCUCAAUAUCCCAACCUCACACCGACUCUUCCGCAACGCAAGCUUCCACGACCCUACCUACAUCGGUCACAGCAGAACCCACUGAUAGCGAAGAGGAAGCUUUGUUACAGCAAGCUAUUGCUCUGUCUCGGGGAGAUCAUGACAUCGAGAUGGAUACGACUCACAAUGAAGACGAUGUCCCGAUGGAUGAAGAUGAGGACGAAGAGGCCGCUAUAGCUAGAGCAAUUGCCAUGAGCAUGCAGCCGCCACAGCCGCCACAGAAAGAUGAGGAGGCCAAGAAAUGACUGUAAUAUUGUUAUUUGUUUCCGUUCUUACAUUAGUACAAGCCGGUGCGAGGAGGAAAUGAAAGCCUUUGCAGUUAUUAAAUAUUCAUUGAUCUGGGUGUCUACAUUUUGCCGUGGUCCUUUUCCCAUUCGCCCACAAACCCAUGGAUUUUUUCGACCACAUCAGAAGCUGUAGUUACCUGAC
Molecule: messenger RNA, 1310 nt
Organism: Guyanagaster necrorhizus
Lineage: Eukaryota; Fungi; Basidiomycota; Agaricomycetes; Agaricales; Physalacriaceae
Exons: 4
Coding region: 50-1126 (358 amino acids)
Biological process (GO): proteasome-mediated ubiquitin-dependent protein catabolic process
Cellular component (GO): cytosol; proteasome regulatory particle, base subcomplex; nucleus
Molecular function (GO): polyubiquitin modification-dependent protein binding
Source: RefSeq, a predicted model, not a curated record